Aspergillus niger is the source of this 1674-nucleotide messenger RNA. RefSeq lists its product as uncharacterized. The transcript has 2 exons. Gene Ontology annotation, biological process: lipid metabolic process. Gene Ontology annotation, cellular component: membrane. Gene Ontology annotation, molecular function: oxidoreductase activity, acting on paired donors, with oxidation of a pair of donors resulting in the reduction of molecular oxygen to two molecules of water. Bases 1 to 1674 code for a protein of 557 amino acids. The record is from RefSeq and is a predicted model, not a curated record. Lineage: Eukaryota; Fungi; Ascomycota; Eurotiomycetes; Eurotiales; Aspergillaceae.
AUGGUCACCGCUCCUUCUACCUCCGCGGCCCGGAAGGACACCACUUUGUCCCGAAGGUAUAUUGAGGGCCUGAUUUCAGAAGGCAAGCAUGUCAUCAUCUUCGACGGUCGCGUACUCAGAGUCGAUGCUUGGAUUCCCUACCAUCCCGGAGGAGACAAGUCCAUCAGGCACAUGGUUGGGAAAGAUGCCACGGAUGAGAUCAACGCGUUACACUCCAAAGAAGCGCGCCAACGAAUGUUGUCCUUUCAGAUCGGUCGCAUCGAGGGCCCAUGGGUGAACUUCCUGCCGCCCAUCCAGGGCGGAAAGUUUCGUCCCUAUACCGAGGAUUGUUUGUCCGAUGAAGAGAGCUCUGGUCAAGAGAGUUCCGGUCAGGAAACGUCACAGCCACCAUCCCCGAUCUUUGAUGCCGUCGAUAGCACGUCAGGUGCUCGUCAGCGGAAACCUGCGCCCGCAACCCCAGCCUCGACCGCCAAAAGCGAAGAGUUCAAACCGAAACCGUUCUUUCUCGAUGCGCGUACGCAGGAAGAACUCGUCUUCGAUACGGCCAAAUACCCCUCCCUAGAUUUGGAAAAUCAGGAGAAGAUCAAGCAGAGGUAUCGUGAGCUGGACCAGCAGAUCCGUGCAGAGGGGCUUUAUGACUGUCGCUACUUCUCGUACUUUAUCGAAUGCUGCCGAUAUACGCUCUUCGCUGCCUUGUCCUACUAUUUCCUACAGAUUGGAUGGUAUGCGACUUCGGGAUUCUUCCUUGGAUGCUUUUGGCAUCAGCUUGUCUUUACUGCCCAUGAUGCUGGCCAUAUGGGCAUUACGCACAAUUUUCACGUCGACACGGUGAUUGGUAUCAUUAUCGCCGACUACCUUGGAGGACUCAGCCUUGGGUGGUGGAAACGCAGCCACAAUGUCCACCAUAUCGUGACAAACGCCCCCGAACACGACCCGGAUAUCGAACACAUGCCAUUCUUCGCCGUUUCCCAUCGCUUCCUUACCAGCCUUCGCAGCACCUACUACGACCGCAUCAUGGAAUUUGAUGCUGCUGCAAACUUCCUUCUCCGCUUCCAGAACUACCUCUACUACCCUAUCCUCCUGUUUGGACGUUUCAACUUGUAUCGCCUGAGCUGGGAGUACCUCUUCAUGGGCCAAGCCCCGAAAAAAGGUCCCGCCUGGUGGCAUCGGUGGUUUGAGAUUGGCGGCCAGGUCUUUUUCUGGAUCUGGUUUGGCUAUGGAGUGAUGUACCGGUCGAUCCCCGACUGGAGCAGCCGGCUUUCCUUCCUUUUCAUCUCCCAUAUGGUUACCUCUCCGCUGCACGUGCAGAUCACACUUUCUCACUUCGCCAUGUCCACCUCCGACAUGGGAGUCAACGAGUCUUUCCCACAACGAAUGCUCCGCACCACCAUGGAUGUCGACUGCCCGACCUGGCUCGACUUCUUCCACGGCGGUCUGCAAUUCCAAGCCAUCCAUCAUCUCUACCCCCGUAUUCCUCGGCACAAUCUGCGUCGGACUCAGCGCCUGGUGCUCGACUUUUGCCGCGACACUGGCAUCCCUUAUACCAUCUUCACCUUCUACGAUGGUAACAAAGAGGUGAUUGGCAAACUCGGCGAUGUCGCAAAGCAGGUUCGCAUUCUUGAAGAGUGCAGGAAGUCAUGCGCGGAGAAUGGUGUGUUCUCGGAUCAUCAUUGA